Molecule: messenger RNA, 1202 nt
Organism: Erythranthe guttata (spotted monkey flower)
Lineage: Eukaryota; Viridiplantae; Streptophyta; Magnoliopsida; Lamiales; Phrymaceae
Gene: FSD3
Product: Fe superoxide dismutase 3
Biological process (GO): superoxide metabolic process
Cellular component (GO): chloroplast nucleoid
Molecular function (GO): metal ion binding; superoxide dismutase activity
Source: RefSeq, a predicted model, not a curated record
CGAACUCAGAAGUACUGCCAACAGUAAAAAAAAAAAAAAAAAAAAAAAAAAAGGAAGGGCAACCUGAAACUAACAAAGCACAACCUAUAUUGAGAGAGAAAGAAUCUGACAAGCUACUUCUUAUCCAACUCAGGUGCUCGCUUUCGGUGUAUCAAGAAAUGAUUUUGCUUUCUUGUAGUAGUAAUCACUGCUCUCUGAGCUCCAAUGUUAUGGCUUCCGCCGCUGCACCUUCAACGAUUUUGAAGAGUUCGUCCAUCUUUCCGCAUCUGGGAUGGGGAAGAAGAAGAAGAAGCUGCAAUUUGCCUAGUAUUAAUCGCGGUGUAUCGAAAUCCACCGUUGCUUAUUACGGCCUGAGAAGCCCACCGUACAAACUUGAUGCACUAGAACCGUACAUGAGCCAGAAAACACUCGAAGUGCAUUGGGGUGCUCACCAUCGUAAUUACGUAGAAGCCCUUAACAAACAGCUCGAGAAAAAUGAUAUACUCUACGGAUGUACGCUCGAUGAGCUGAUCAGACUGACGUAUAACAAUGGCAACCCGUUACCUGAAUUCAAUAAUGCAGCUCAGGUCUGGAAUCAUGACUUCUUUUGGGAAUCAAUGCAACCGGGAGGCGGUGAAAUGCCGAAAUUAGGUCUACUUGAGCAGAUAGAAAAGGAUUUUGGUUCGUUUGACAACUUCAAAGACAAAUUCAUUGAAGCAGCUCUCACUUCAUUCGGAUCCGGCUGGGUUUGGUUGGUCUUGAAGAGGGAGAAAAGAUGCCUUGCGAUUGUUAAAACAUCCAAUGCAAUCAAUCCUCUCGUGUGGAACGAUAUCCCAAUAAUCAGUUUGGAUUUGUGGGAGCACGCGUAUUAUUUGGAUUACAAGAACGAUAGAGCAAAGUACGUGAACACGUAUAUGAACCACCUCGUAUCGUGGAACGCAGCAGCAGCACGCAUGGCUCGUGCGCAGGCUUUUGUCAACUUAGGCGAACCCAAAAUCCCAGUUGCUUGAUCAGAUAUAGAUAGUCAGUUACUACAAGCAAGAAAAUUCUCACACUUGGUAGUACAAAAAGAAAUGGAAGAUAGUAGUAAGGGUGUAGUUGUAAUUUAAUAUUCCUUUUCUUUUAAAUGGUUAUUAACCAAUUUAUGUACUUGAAUUUUGUUUCAAUUUUGCUGCUCAUUUAUUUUGAAUAUUAAUAUUAAUUUUGAAUGUUUAAUUUUUGAA